This is a messenger RNA of Impatiens glandulifera, 2240 nucleotides long. RefSeq lists its product as uncharacterized. Bases 102 to 1964 code for a protein of 620 amino acids. NCBI's taxonomy places the organism in Eukaryota, Viridiplantae, Streptophyta, Magnoliopsida, Ericales, Balsaminaceae. The transcript has 5 exons. The record is from RefSeq and is a predicted model, not a curated record.
CUUCGUUAAUUCACAAAUCUACGUUGUGAUCUUUGAAUUCGGCGCUUGAAUCCUGUCCGUCUGGACUUGUUUGAUUCUUCUCUGUUAGGUUUUUUCUUGCGAUGAUGCAGAAUUCAGUGAACCAGCCGCACGAGUCAGAUCAAGGAAACAGUAAUAUUAGCAGUAUGGGAGAUUCUGCUGCGAUAACAAUAGAGUUCCUUCGUGCAAGAUUGCUGACUGAAAGAUCUGUCUCCAAAGCAGCAAAGCAGAGAUCUGAUGAGCUGGCCAAAAGGGUACUGGAGUUGGAGGAACAACUAAAACUUGUUUCCUUGCAAAGAAAGAAGGCGGAAAAGGCUGCCAAUAAUGUCCUUUCUAUUCUGGAAAGCCGUGGAGUUUCCGAGUUUUUAGAAGAAUUUGAUUCAGGAUCUGAGCUAGAUGAAACCUUGUCUAAAUCGAAAACAAAUAAUAAUUUGUCUAAAGAAGAGGAAAGUUCUGUCUGUUCGAAGACAUUGCAUGAUGAUUCUGAUGGUUCUGAAAAUGUAGCUUCUCCUCUAUCAGGUAGAAGCUUGUCUUGGAAAAGUGGCAGGGCUUCUUCAUCUUCUCGUGAAAAGUCGAUCGAUUCAUCUACUAGGAAACAGGGGACAAGUAAUUACAGAACUUUUGUGCCUUCGUCAUCUAGACGCCGAGCGGGUAAAUCUUGCAGACAGAUACAACGCAAAGAGAUAAGAUCAGCAGUUGAUGAUUCGCAAAUCAACGGGAAUAUGCCUUGUCUUGAAGGAGAUAGAGCUGCUAAUAGUUUAGAGGUCUUUCCUUUGAACGGUGAGAUUGAAUCUGAUAACUAUAGGGAAGAACUUGAAAACCAGGACUUGCAAGUUUCACCUGGGAUCUUGCAAGGUCAAAAAAAUGCACAUGAAGGCAGCUAUCAGAAUGGACAUGAAAGUAGCAAAGGCAUGGAAAAAGCUCUAAAGUAUCAAGCACAAUUCAUAGGGCAGUAUGAAAAUGAAGAAAAAGCUCAAAGAGAGUGGGAAGAGAAGUUUAGAGAGAACGAAAACAAUAUCACGAAUUCUGGCGAAACUGGAUUUCAUUCUGAUGUUUCUGAGGAAAAGGACGAGACAAAGGAAAACAACACGUCUAAAAUUCAAGAAGCGAAUUCACAAGUUGAAAACAGUUGCUUGGCGAGUGAACUAACCCCAGGACAGUCGAACUGUUUGCACCCGGUUCUGACUGUGAAUAUAGAAAUGAAAGAAUCUGGAAAGAGCCAAAAUGUUGUUAUUCCCGAUAAAUCUCUAGUUUCAGAGUUCAGCGGAAGGCAAGACAACCAAAACAACAAAUAUCUGAACAGUUCAUCCGAUACAUCUAAACCUGCAUUUCCCUCCGGUUUGCCUGAACCUCAUGCGAUUGUGCCACACGCAACCACUAGCGAAUUGGGAUCCGUUCUAGGGGCGCUUAAUCAAGCAAAAUUAUCACUUCAACACAAAUUCAACGCGCUCUCUCCUUCCAAUCAGAUGAAUUUAAGAAGGAGACCUUUCGAAACCAGAUCACAGAUUCCCACAGUGGGAGGGCUUUUCAGAGUUCCGUCUGAGCUUGAAUAUGGAAUGAGAACUAACGCCAUCAGUUUAGAUUCUCGACCUAGAUUGACUAACUACCAUCACGAUACUGCUGGUUACGAUCCAUUUGUAUAUCGAAAGCUCAAUUUAAAUGCUUCUACAGGCGGUUAUAGUUAUCCCAUGGCUGCUGAAAAUAGAUCAAAUGUUGAAACUACUGAAUUUACUAGGCCAUUAGCCAGAAUUUCUCCCAACAACGAGAUGCAAUACCAGUUGUUUCACUCUAAUAAUAAUAAUAAUACAAUGGCUGGUGGUGAACGAUUCAGUCAGAGUUCUUCUUCUACCACAGAAAACAACGAUUAUCGAUAUCCUGCAUUUCCAUUGAAUACUUCUUACAUUGGUGGAGUUUCAAGUAUGUAUUAUCCACCAAACAGCCACUAGAAAGUAGAGAGGAAACCGAUUGUCAUCAUUUUCCACAACAUCGGCUGGCUGGCUGCAGUCUAUUUUGAUCAGGUACUUAGUAAAUUUGAAUAGCUGGUAACAAAAUUCACUUUGUAUUUAGAAUAUUUUCAUAAAAUAAAAUAAAAAAAUUUUGGGAUAUUUAAUUCCCCCUCGUCUAUUUAUUAGCUGUUAACUUGUAGAGAAAUAGAGUGUACAAGGGGUCAUUGUAUUAUUAUUUCAACAAUGGUAAGAUUUUAUCAGCUGAGAUUUUUGUUA